Molecule: messenger RNA, 1815 nt
Organism: Spizellomyces punctatus DAOM BR117
Lineage: Eukaryota; Fungi; Chytridiomycota; Chytridiomycetes; Spizellomycetales; Spizellomycetaceae
Exons: 8
Coding region: 10-1611 (533 amino acids)
Biological process (GO): retrograde transport, endosome to Golgi
Cellular component (GO): Golgi apparatus; membrane
Source: RefSeq, a predicted model, not a curated record
GCUUGCCCGAUGUUGCAAACAUCAAUUUCACGACAAACGCUGGUCUCUGCCGUUGCAGUAGGGCUCCUUGUGCUCUUGUAUCAUGCAUCUAGUGUUCUAGCGUAUACUGAGAAUAUUCGAACAGACGGCGAGCCGCGAUGUUGGCCAAUGUACGGUCCAGGUUCUGUACCUGGCGCAAACAAGGAUGGGACGCUCCGACCGAUUUUCUCGUCAAUUCCACCUGCCACGAAUAUCUCUCUUUUAAUUUAUAAUUACCAGGAUAUUGAGGUGCUAGCCGACAACGGAGGCCUGUUUCAGAUAUGUGGGGAGGGAAGAACCAUAGUUGACAACAAAUGCACAGAAGCGGACCGUGGAAAGUGGGUGGUUCGGAAUGGGACAACGACAUCCACAAUUUUGAACCGUAUCGUGGAUGUCGACGCUCUGCCUGCUAAUCCAACGUUGAGAGUCAACUAUCCUGUCACUCAGACGGGGUUCUACUGCAUCGUCGCAUUGCCUGUUGCCGGGCGAAUUGACGACUAUGCAAUGCCGGUGCAAGUUGAAAAUCCAUACGGACUUCUUCCCGCAAUAGAAUAUCCCAAAUUACCGUUUUACGGCUUUUUGAGCAUAGUGUACCUGAUUAUCGGGGUUGGAUGGAUGGUUCUAUCAUUCAUGCACUGGCGAGACUUAUUGCUGAUCCAGCACUACAUAUCAGCGGUCACAAUUUUUUUGACAUUAGAAAUGUCCUUCAAUUAUGGCUAUUUUGAGGAUUAUAAUGUCUGGGGACGGAGUUCAAGUACUCUCCUGGUGUUCGUUGUUGUGCUCAAUGCUGCCCGAAACAGUGUCUCGUUCUUCAUGCUUCUCAUCGUCGCGCUGGGGUAUGGGGUCGUUAGACCGACAUUGGGCCGUACGAUGAAGAAGUGUGUGUACCUCGCUUGCGUGCAUUUCGCGUGUGGCAUUGUCUACGCUGCGAGUUCAUUACUCGUAAUCGACAUUACUAUCUGGGUUCUCUUAUUUUGCGUUAUGCCUUUGUCUAUAACAAUGACAAUUUUCUACUUUUGGAUUUUGAAUGGUAUCACGCAGUCUAUGGCUCAUCUCGAAAAUCGAAGACAGGCAGUCAAAUUGCAAAUGUACCGACGGCUCUGGCGACUAUUGGUGGCUUCUGUGGCUGUCAUCAUUUUGAUGUUUAUCGUGGAUACGGUAUUCUUCAUGGAUCGAGAUUCUCCCAACUGGCUGCCCGAUCACUGGCAGGUCCGUUGGUUCUUGCUGGACGGCUGGCUGAAUCUUUUAUAUCUCGCCGUUUUCUUGGGGAUUUGUAUUCUAUGGCGGCCGACUGAGAAUAAUCAGCGUUACGGACUGGAUGAGUUGGCUCAAGAUGACUUUGAUGAUGAUUUUCGGGUCACCAACGGGAAUACAGCUGGCCAAAAUCUCAAUCUGCGAAAAGUUGUUGCCCGGGAUGAGGAAGAAGGGUUCGGGAGUGAUGAUGAGGUGCUAAGGGACAUUUCCGAUGAAGAGGACGAAGAUGAAGACGUGAUGAAGUGGGCAGAGCAAAAUGUGGGGCCGGCUAGGUCCUCAUUGGACAGUCAAGAAGAACGACGACUGAAGGGCCCAGAGAGGGAUGGAAAAAUGCAUUGAUUCUAUCUGACAUUGCUUCCUCACAUCCACACACCCAUUUUCAUUUCGCCACGGCGGACCACAUCCGCUCUUGUAUUUUCCGAAAGUGCAUAUCCCUACACUGAUCUUCGUCUAAAUGAUUGCUUAAAGAAGAGUUUAAUAUAUGGCGACUUGUCUCGGAUAUAUUGGCUCUCGCUGGCAGAUUCGAUGCAUGUCGUGUACAAC